AUGCCCGGCGUCAGCACAAAACGCGCGCGUAGCGACGACGAUCCGCAGCUCUCCCCCGACGAAUCUGCACCUUCACCUCCCAAGCGGACACAAACGAGAAAAACAAAGAUCCUCGAGUCGCGAAAACCAGAAAAGAAUUACCACAGUGACGGUGACGAUGAGACUUCCUCCGAUGAGCCAACCUCGUCCUCGGGUUCCUCGAUAGGUUCUUCCGACGACGACAGCGAAGACGACGAAGAAGAUGAACAGGAAACAAGAAAUCAAGAAGAAAGAGAAGAUAAUGGCGCGAUCCCGUUCAUUCCUGGACGCCAAAAGCCUCGGAUACACCGCAUCGACAGAAAUAGUGACAUUAUGUCCCGGUUAACGGCUUUUUUGCCGCAGAUGAAGAGUGCAAAUGAAGAUCUGGAGAGAGAACUUGCUGCUGGUCGGGGUAAGGAGCUUCAAGUGGAUGGCGCAGAUGAGGAGGUUGAGGGGAGAUAUAUUGAAAUGAACCUAGGCCUGGGUGUCCUAGAAGAGAAACCGUCGGACGAUGAGAACAAUGACUCUUCGAGCGAUGGCGAAGACGAGCGCUCUGACAAUGAAGAAGGAAAGCAGCACCCGACAGAGCUCCCCAGCCGGCCAAAAGAUCCGAGCGUGCUGGGUAAAUUGAUGGGCGUGAAAAAUGACGAUUCGAAAAAGCCUACAAUCGAAGAAAUGAACGAGUAA
Messenger RNA from Aspergillus chevalieri, 705 nucleotides. RefSeq names its product NOPCHAP1/New4 family protein. Gene Ontology annotation, biological process: box C/D snoRNP assembly. The transcript has 2 exons. The coding region runs from base 1 to 705 and encodes 234 amino acids. Lineage: Eukaryota; Fungi; Ascomycota; Eurotiomycetes; Eurotiales; Aspergillaceae. The record is from RefSeq and is a predicted model, not a curated record.